AAAAGUUUUGAAGUUUUAGAAGGGCCAGAAAGUUCUGAGAAAGUGCGCUAUAGAGACAUAGGCAUAGACCAUUAUAGACUCAUACUACUUACAGUGAUAGUCUUGGAUAGAGGCCAACAGUAACAAAUAUGUUACUAAAAGUAGGUCUGUCUAGGUCUAGAUCAUUGUAGCCAAACUCAAAUGGAAAAGGAAAAACCAGAUUAUAGAAUAUUUGGAUCAUACACCAGAUCUCUUUACAAUGUUUUUAAAAAGUAUGACAACAAUGAUAGAAUUCAGACCUGCAAUCUGCGUAAAGCAUUCAAUGAACUCAACUUAUAUCCUUCCUAUUCUCAAAUUCAAGAAAUGGUGCGUUGUGCUGAGGAUUGGGGAUACACUGAUGAUUCAGUCCAAGAAAUGGUUCAUUGUGCUGUUGAGUAUGGUAGUCCUUGUGAUGCUGACUUUGUGACCUUCGGUGAAUUUUGUGUCUCUGUGGAUGAACUGCAGCAUCAUUAUGAAAUAGGAGCUCCUGUGACUUUACCUAAGUCUGUAAUUAGAAAUAAGAGUGGUGGUGUCUCUGUAAGGAGAGCUAGGAAAGAGAGCCUUGCUAAUUUUCAAGUAUUUUUGGGUGGAUCCUGUGGAUGUCCUCGCAAUCCAACCACAUGGAGACACGAUAUAGCCAUUCCUUUCUUGAAGAAAGAAAACAUUACGUUUUACAAUCCACAAGUGAAUACAUGGAGACCAGAACUUGUGGAGCUGGAAGACAGGGCCAAAAAUGUAGCAGAGUUGUUGUUUUUUGUCAUUGACAACAAGACUCGUUCUGUUGCAUCCCUUUGUGAAAUUGCUUUCUUGGUUGGAUGUGGUAGACAGAUUAUUGUUGUAUUUAAUUCCUUCAAUUCUGAAGUGCAUGAAGUGAGUGAGGAACUAACCACAGAAAAAGAGCGUCAGGAUAUAUCACGUGCCAGAAAUGUUCUCAUGGACAUCAUUGAGAGAAAUAGUAUUCCAGUUUUCGCAGAUGUUGAAGUGGCCUUAAAAUGUGCAGCAUUAAAUCUCAAGCAGGGCAUAAAAAUUCAAGAGUUAACAAUCAGCCAAGGUGCUAUGCCAGUGAAGUAUGGUCAUGUGUUAGUUGGCGAGGCUUUGCUAAAAUUGAGAGAAUCAUUUAAUUCAAUAACAGGCAAUAAGGAUGGACACAUGAGUAAAGAAGAUAUUUGUCUGGGCUACCGUUGUUAUACUGGGGAAGACAUGAGUCUCUCCUGGAUACACAACCACAGGCCUUCCCAGAAUAGUUUUACAUUUGAAGAGUUUUGUGCAAUAGUGACUGAGUACAAGAGAAAACGACCUUCAGUUGCAUCCACUAUUGCAAACAAGUUGGCUGGAUCUUUUUCCUGGCUAUUUAACAAACUGAAGGGAAAUAAUCAACCUACUGAGACAGUGGAGGAAGUUUAUGAUAUCUAUCUAGGGGGCAGCUGUGGAGAAACCAAAUGGAGGGAAGAUCUGGCUAUACCUUUAUUAAAGAGAGAAGGUGUUUCUUUUUUAAAUCCAAUGGUCACAAAGUGGAGUGAGUACUUAAUUCCUAUGCAAGCAGCUGAAAGAGAAAAGUGUCGCCUUCUGCUCUUUGUCAUCGCAGACUGCACCAGAGCUAUCGGUGCCAUGGUGGAGGCUGGCUAUUACAUAGGUCGCAGCUGCCGUGUCAUACUAUGCCUUGAAAAACUUCACUCCUGCUCCACUGUCUCAGGUGAACAGAUGACGGAAAAAGCCCUUCAGGAUUACACCCGUGGACGAAUGUACUUGAGUGACAUGGCCAGCAGAGCUGGAGUUCCAGUGUUUGAGAAAGUAACAGAAAGUCUAGAGUCUGCUGUCAAGACAAUUAGAAAACUAAACCAGUCCAAAGACAAUAGUUAACAUCCCCUAUCUUUCCUAAUAGUGUUUUUUUUAAACUUUGCAUUCUUUUAUCACUGCAGCAUUUUGUUGGUCCAUUAAUUAGUACUUUUUCUUUAAAACUUAUUUUUUAGAUUAUACAUUUUGUUAAUAAAAUUUUCUAUUUUUGUAUCAUUAUUUUUUUAAAGACAAGCUUUUUUUUCUUUACUAAUUUCUGUAGAUGUGUUUAAUCAGAUGUUGUUGUUGUUUUUUUCAAAUAAUAAAUAUUUGUAUUAUAUUUUUUGUUAUUGUUUAAAAAAUAUCUUGUGAGUUGACAUGAGUUGACAGGUCAUAGCCAAUUUUUUUUUAGGAAAUUUGCAAUGAAAUGAGAAACCAAAAAUGUUUAAAGUUUGUCUGUGAUAGCUUGGGUAUUAUGAACUUUUUUGUUUUUCAAGUUGUUGUUUUUUUUAAUGUACAUAUGAAAGAAUUAUGCUUCUAUAUCUGAAUUUCCACUCCAUUUUGUUCUGUGAUUUAUAGUAUGUAUUUUUUAUAUUUUCGUUAAGCUUAUAACUCUUUUUUUUUUCUUUUUGCAACAAAUAUUUUCUUGACUUUAUUAUUCAUAGGAAAUGAAGUCAAGUUUUUCUGCUUUUGUGGACAGUAGUUAAGAAAGGGUGGGUCCAGUACAAUGGUGACAUACUAAAGCUAUUUGGAAUUAAAUUUGUUUAAAUUUCCUCAAUAAGAAAGUCUUCAAGUCUGGACUUCUCCCAAUGACUUAAGAUUGUGUUGUGAAAUAUGUUUCUUUGAAGUAAAUAAUAUCAAACAUAUUCAAUUGUGAUUUUAUUGGUUCAGUUUGUAUUUUAGAAUUCUUGUAAUACCAUAACCAUAAGGCCAACCUCCAGAGAAUUUUCUUAUCAGUACUGUUUGUUUCAGUAUGGCUAAACACCAAUGGUCACUAAUGAAAUGGUGAAAUCUUUUUUUUUUUGCUAGACUUCUGUAGUACCUGAUCCCUGUUUGCUGCCAAAGUAAAACUUAAUUCCAAAUUAGAUCUAAUGUAAAUAGAUUGUGAGCAUAUUUAUUUUAUGUCAAAAAAGAUGUUUAUGAUCAUUGAUAACAAUGUAUGAUUAGACAGAAAUGGUGAAUGUGAAUCAUUUGAGCCAACUACCAGCAGGAUGAAAGUAGAAGUUGUUGCAGAGCUAAUAAUUGUAGUUUUCCUUCAUUCUUACUCUUUAACAAAUAUCACAACAGGGAGCUUUGUUUCUGUGUACAAUGUGAUGCAUUCAUUCGUAGAUGUACAGAUAUAAGUAGUAAAAGGUUUUCAUCUCAAAAGUUUUAUUCAGCUCUCUUUACUUAUGUGGAAGAGUAGUACUAAAAAGAAAUAUUAUAAAACUGUUGAAUAUAGAAAGUAAAAAAAAACAAAAACACUUUCUCUUUAUUACCUGCAAGAAGAAAUUGAUGUUCUCUAAUUGUCUAAUGUCUGUUCUCAUUUUAAUCACUUGUGUGAUGGCUUUCUAUCUGAAUUUGAUUGCUUUAAGCAUGAAUCAUUCCAUGUGUUAGUAACUGAAUAUGUGCAAUAUAUUUGACUGUCACAUCUUUGUAUGUUUUAUUAACAUUUAAAAUUGCAAAAGAAGAAAAACUUUUUAAAUACUUUUUUUUUAAAACAAAGCUUAUAGGAAGUGUAGUUGUAUCAAUUAGUUUGGAUCAGUCAUGUAAUUAAGUUUGUAAUAGAUCUAGACUAACAAUAAUAAAUCAGAGUGAUUGGAAAUAUUUUUUACUAAUUGUAUUUGUUUAGCACAAUUAUAUAUGCUUUUAGAUUUUUCAGCGCACUUUGAUUCAAUCACUUAUUUGGACCAGCUGUGAAAGGGGGUGGUGUAGAAAGAAAGGAGUAUCUGGUUGAAUGUUACCAUGAUCACAUUUAAAUGCAUUUUAUUAAAACAAAAAAAAAAGGUUGUACGAUUUGAACUCUAGGGCUCAAGCCAAUACACAGACUUCUGUGCCAUCAAAGUGUUUAAAAAAUAAGGACUUAUAGUUAUCGUAAGUUUCUAACUUUUAAUGAAAUGACCUAAUUCUCUACAAAAGUACAAUGGGUACUAAUUCAACUUAUACUACCACAUCUGUGAAGUACAAUUUCUUUCCAUUGUUUGAUACCAAUCAGAAUAAUUAAUUACCAUUUGUUAAUGAACUAACUGGUUAAUGUCGAACUAACUGGUUAAUGUUUGUUAUUGAUUCUUGUUCUGUCUGGUACAAGAAAUAAUUGUGCAAAAUUUCAACUUAUUCCGAGUUAGGGGUGUGAGAGAAAUGGCGUGUACAAACUUUUUACCAGACAUAGUGAGUUGAUAUUUAAAAAAAUAAAAGGAUUCUGACCUUAAAAAAAUGUAAGUUGUGUUACAAAUUCAACUUAAGGUGUUUAAAUCUCAUCUUGCACAUUUUAAAAUAUAUUUUUCAUUGUGUCAUUUAAAAAAAAAAUCAGAAUUGAAUUGAUUGAAUAAGGAACAGUGUUUGCUGGGUUACUUCUUCAUUUCAAUGUCAAUAUUUUUUUUAGAUGUUCAUUAUAUUUGUACAUAUUUAAUUGCAGUAUUUUUGUAUACAACUUUUAAAUGUUAACGUUGAAGAUAUAUUUGCUAGCUUAACAAUUCCAUUGAAAUAAACAUCUCAAUAUAUACUUUCAUAUCAGUUUUAUAUACCUCCCACCAUCAUAUCUUUUACUUUGGUGUACAUUCAAUUCAAACUGAUUCAUAGAAUUUCUUGUACAUAUGUAUUUGCACUUAUGUUCAGAAUAAUUGCAUACAAAAAAUACAAAUGAUUAAGUAUCUAUUUUUGAAUGAUUACAUAAUUUUAGUACAUUAAAAUUUAAAAUUUGUUAUUCUUUUGAUCUUUUAUUUCAUAUAAACAUUUUAUAAUUUAAUAUUCUUUACACAUAGUUCAUAUGUAUUUCAAUAGUAUGCUUUUAAAUUCAGACCUAAUGUUAAGUCAUUUACAAGAUAUACAAAAUUGUUCUGUUUAAUUGCAAUGAUUGCAAAAAUGAAAAUUAACAAUUCCAUAAGUUUCACUUGACUAUUGAUCUUAAAUGAAAAUUAACAAUUCCAUAAGUUUCACUUGACUAUCUUCAUUGCAUUACUAUCAGGUUUUGAUAUUGAAGAGCUAAUAAUUCAUUCCUUACUUGCCUUUUCAUAAGUUUAACUUUAAGUUUAAUGUUUCAUACUAACAUGUCAUGAAACUUGAUUUGAAAUACCAUCUAAGGUUGUAUAUAAUAAAAUGUGUGACAAUUUAUUUUGCUUAGAAAAAAAAAAUGAAGAGAUUAAUGAAUGCUAUGAUUGGUUUUGUUUUUAUUUCACAUAGUGAUAAUUGUGACAACCCAUAAUUCAUACAGAUAGUCAUAGAUAUGAUGAACAUAUUCCAGUCAUAUGAUUUGACAAUGACAGCCACAUUUCAUAACAAAUCUAUAUUUCAACAAAACAAUUAGUGUGAUGCAAAUUAGUGUGAUGCAA
Molecule: messenger RNA, 5318 nt
Organism: Biomphalaria glabrata
Lineage: Eukaryota; Metazoa; Mollusca; Gastropoda; Planorbidae
Exons: 19
Coding region: 181-1878 (565 amino acids)
Cellular component (GO): plasma membrane
Source: RefSeq, a predicted model, not a curated record